Messenger RNA from Triticum turgidum subsp. durum (durum wheat), 627 nucleotides. NCBI's taxonomy places the organism in Eukaryota, Viridiplantae, Streptophyta, Magnoliopsida, Poales, Poaceae. The record is from the annotation of a GenBank genome assembly.
AUGGACAUCCUGGAGCAGCCCCUGGAGGCCGUCGCCUUCCGCAUCCACUCCCUCCCCGAGGUGGCCGCGGCGGGCGCGGCGGCGUGGACCUGCCUCGCCGCCGUCCUCGCCGCGGCCGCCGCUGCCGGCGUCUGGCGCCUGCGGUCCUCCACGCCGUCGUCCACUGUUAUCGCCGAAGGAUCCUCGAAGCCUUUGGAGCUGGAUACGUCCCCGUUGUUGGUACCAGCGGAGACGGAGAGAUCGCUGGGGAGCUGGAGAUCGUCUGAGCCGACGAUGUCGUCGUCGCUGCCGGCGCUGUCGCCCAGGGAGAGGUACACGGCGUACUACCACGACAGCGGCUGCGUCGGAUGCUGCGACGUGGAGAGCGACGAGGAGGAGGAGGAUCGGGAUCCCGAAGAUGACUACGGCGUGUACGGGCCGGCGGAGACGGAUCCUUCCGAAUGGGAGGUGGUGAGGUCACUGCCUCUCGCGGCGACAACUGCUACGGGAACGUGGCGGUACAAGAGCCCGAGGGCGCUCAGCGGCAGCGUGGUGCGGCUGUGGGAUGAAGGCGCCGACGGGAGCUUCAUGGCCGCCGCGGCGAGCCGGAGACGGAGGGGCAGAGCCGGCGCCGUGUCGAGCUUCUGA